GCAGGAAGUGGCGGUUACCGGAGCGAUGGGGCGCGGAGGGACGCGCGACCGGCGAUGGAGCCGAACCCGGGGCAGGGCAGCGUUAACACAGUGCUGGGCUGGGGAACAGAUGAGGUGGCGCAGUGGGUGUCGGGGCUCGGCUUCCCACAGUACCAGGAGUGCUUCAGAGCCAACGGCAUCACCGGCCGCCGCCUCAUCCUGGUGAACUGCUCCAACCUGCCGGCCCUGGGCGUCACAGACUUCGGACACAUGCAGGAGAUCUCACGACAUGUGCGGGAGCUGCUGGGGUUUGAGGAGCCUGUCUUCAGCAGAUCCAUUGCCCUCCCAUACAGAGACAACAUGGGUCUCUUCCUGGAACGAAAGUCUCGAACAGGACAGAAAGCAGAUGCCCUCACUUUCUCACAGUUUGUCCAGGAAGCAGGUCUAGAGCCCUACUCUACAUUUCCUCCUGUGCAGCAGACACAGAUGGGUAGAAACUGAUGCUCUCCUUUCAUCACAGAGCACACAGACUCAGGAUCAGAGUCACACUGCAGUUCCACCUGUGUAAGAAGCCCAUCUGGGAAAGCAGUAUACAUCCUUAUUAGCUUGCAAUUUGUCCAGGGUGGUAUAGUUUCACAUUGUUCACACUACAUGAAAGGCUAUUGCAGCUCUUGGCAAUUUUAUGACAACAAACACAUCCCCACAUUGGCUCUUUACUGUAAGAAUUCUUUACAAUUCAUUUGCUUCCAGGAACUAAAUGAAACAAAACACAUAAAUCAGGUGUGACUUUACCACUGACUGUCUGUCUUCAAAUUCUGCUUCACAGUUGAUUAAAAAGACCAAAUCAAACCAAUCAAUCCUAGGCAUAUUUCAA
Coturnix japonica (Japanese quail) is the source of this 853-nucleotide messenger RNA. RefSeq names its product sterile alpha motif domain containing 15 (gene SAMD15). Gene Ontology annotation, molecular function: protein binding. The record is from RefSeq and is a predicted model, not a curated record. NCBI's taxonomy places the organism in Eukaryota, Metazoa, Chordata, Aves, Galliformes, Phasianidae.